Messenger RNA from Saxophila tyrrhenica, 405 nucleotides. RefSeq lists its product as uncharacterized. The transcript has a single exon. The record is from RefSeq and is a predicted model, not a curated record. Lineage: Eukaryota; Fungi; Ascomycota; Dothideomycetes; Mycosphaerellales; Extremaceae. The coding region runs from base 1 to 405 and encodes 134 amino acids.
AUGGCGGAACCAGUCGCAAACGGCUCGCUGCCCACGGACGGUCAGGAUGUAGAGAUGAAGGAGGAGACCUCCACACCAGCAGCGUCAGCACUCCACGCAGUCCCCGACCAGCCUACGACAACCACCGCUACCGACGCUAUGCUCGCUCCAGCUGCCGCAGCGACACCACCGGCCCCUUCAGCAUCUGCAACAAGGCCUGGCUCGAUGCCCCCACAGCCGGUCGCAAAGCCAGACAAACCGGUGGCUCAUGGUGGGCCGACCCGACAGUACCUCAACCAGAAUGUGACACCUCAUUUGCUGGAAGCGAUGAAGCAUCUGGCAGCCUAUGAGCCCGAGAAGCCGCUGCUUUGGCUGUCAGAAUUCUUGAAGGAUCGCAGCAGAGAGGUGGAGGGUGGCGGAUCUUGA